Messenger RNA from Didymodactylos carnosus, 1221 nucleotides. Lineage: Eukaryota; Metazoa; Rotifera; Eurotatoria; Philodinida; Philodinidae. The record is from the annotation of a GenBank genome assembly.
AUGGAUCUCGUACAAGGAGUUGGUGAACAACAAAAACUAGGCGACCACAAUCCACAACCGCAGCAAUCACAAAGUCGCACGACCAUAAAGCACGUCGAAAUCCUUGAUUCAACUCUACGUGAAGGGGAACAGUUUAAUGGAGCUAAUUUUACAUUCGAGCACAAGAUGCAGAUAUGUCUCUCACUUGCACGUUUCGGUGUAGAAUACAUUGAGAUGAGUUCACCCGCGUCCUACUCGAACGCCAUAGAUGAAUUGCGUCAACUUAUAUGCGCGCUUGAUGGGAUGAAAAGCAAAAUACUCGUCCAUUGUCGAUGUCACUUAGCCGAUGUUGAAUUAGCAUUGCAAAGUGGUGCAUAUGGAAUUAAUUUAUUUAUUGGUACGAGUUCUUAUUUGAAAAAUGCUAGUCAUGGAAAAUCGAUCGAGCAAGCGACUCAAACGGCCGUCGACAUGGUGAAAUAUGUCAAGAGUCAAGGUUGUCAAUUUGUUCGUGUCGGCGCCGAAGAUGCGUUUCGUACGAAUCUCGAUGAUCUUCUUUACAUGUGUACAGCACUGAACGAUGUCGGUGUUGAUCAAAUUGAUUUUCCUGAUACUGUGGGUGGAGCCACGCCAUUUGAAGUCUACGAACGUAUUCGAAAUGUUUCAAGUCGUUCAUUCCAAUUCAAAAUCGAGUUUCACGGUCACAAUGAUACGGGUUGUGCUGUCGCGAAUUCACAUGCAGCAUUGGAAGGAGGUGCACUUUGUAUUGAUACCUCCGUACUUGGUAUUGGUGAACGUAAUGGCAUUUGCUCGUUGAGUGGAUUUAUCGCUCGUCUUCAAUCCCUUAAACCUGAACUCUUAACAAAGUAUGAUUUAAAUGAGCUGCCAAAAUUGGAUACACUCGUGGCUAACAUACUUGGCAUUUCGAUUCCACAUGACAUGCCAAUUACAUCUCCGUUUGCAUUUACACAUAAAGCAGGCGUACAUAUUAAGGCAAUGCUUACUGAUUCUCGUGCGUACGAAAUCAUGCGACCUGAAGACUUUGGUAUUGAGCGUACAUUGAACAUUGCGACUAGAAUUACAGGAAAACACGCUGUGGCUCAUAGAGCAAUUCAGUUGGGUAUCAUCACACUCAACAACGAUCAACUGAUAGCGAUCGCUGAGCAAGUACGUGAGGAGGGUAGCCUUAAACCGAUUUCACUUGACACGGUGGAUAUUAUCAUAAAAUCCUUCUUGCACAAUUAG